Fukomys damarensis (Damara mole-rat) is the source of this 837-nucleotide messenger RNA. RefSeq names its product NLR family CARD domain containing 4 (gene Nlrc4). NCBI's taxonomy places the organism in Eukaryota, Metazoa, Chordata, Mammalia, Rodentia, Bathyergidae. Gene Ontology annotation, biological process: defense response to bacterium; detection of bacterium. The record is from RefSeq and is a predicted model, not a curated record.
AUGGCGAUCCAGUUUCAGUCUUCCACAGGUGGAUGUGGUCUGACUGGUGGCUUGGGUAACUUGAAGCUGAUACUGGAUAACAUGAAGAUGAAUGAAGAAGAUGCUAUAGAAUUAGGUCAGAUUUUUGUUUUCUAUCAUGUUUUUAUUAAUUUGACGCAUUAGUCAGAUAUUGGAGAGGGAAUGCAUUACACAGUAAAUCUGUCAGGCGAACCCUGUGACCUCCAAGAAAUACAGUCUCCUGCUGCCUGUAGCUCAGAAUCUUCACAAUUUGGUCAAACUGAGGAUUCUUUUUUGAGCAUUCUUGAUUUAUCAGAAAAUUACUUUGAAAAGGAUGGAAAUGAUGCUCUGUAUGAACUAAUUGGCAGGCUCAGCAUCCUGGAACAGCUCACUGCUGGUGCUACCCUGGUACCGCAGUGUGUGCUUCAGCCUGACCAGCCUGUUGGUGCAACUGAAGGGGUCCCACAGCUCGUCCAGCUUGGCUUGAGAAACUGGAGACUCACAGAGGCAGAGAUUAGAAUUUUAGGUGCAUUUUUUGAAAAGAAUCCUCUGAAAAACUUCCAGCAGUUGGAUUUGGCGGGAGGCCGUGUGAGAGGUGAUGGAUGGCUUGCCUUAAUGGGUGCAUGUGAGAAUCUUAAGCAAUUAGUUUUUGACUUCAGUACUGAAGCAACUUUAUCAGACGCGGCCUUAGUCAGAAAACUUGGCCAUGUGUUAUCCAAGUUAACUGUUUUGCAAGAAGCGAGGCUUACUGGAUGGCAAUUUGAUGACAAUGGUAUGAGUAUCAUUAAAGGUGCUUUUAAACUUGUAGCUGCUUCAAGAAAAGCCACCCUAAGCCAAUGA